Molecule: messenger RNA, 2371 nt
Organism: Uloborus diversus
Lineage: Eukaryota; Metazoa; Arthropoda; Arachnida; Araneae; Uloboridae
Product: enolase-phosphatase E1-like
Biological process (GO): negative regulation of BMP signaling pathway
Cellular component (GO): AMPA glutamate receptor complex
Molecular function (GO): protein binding
Source: RefSeq, a predicted model, not a curated record
CCUGUGUCGUCGACAACAUCGUGUACUCCAAUGGCGAGCCCAUCCCAACGGACGAUCCCUGUGAAGCGUGCAAGUGUCGACCCCCCGGAUUUGCCUGUGUGCUCAAGGAGUGCGAGAUCAAGCCCGGAUGCAGAGCUGUGCGAAGAGCUGGAUACUGCUGCCCCGAAUAUUUUUGCGGUUGCGAACACAAUGGACGAAUGUAUCGUGACGGGGACCAAAUCGAAGAUUCCCCGAAUCCUUGCUUAGUCUGUUUCUGCCAGGGUAGUUCCAUCGCUUGUUCUCACGUCGACUGUCUCUACAGGGUGGACUGCGCCCCAGAAUAUGAGUCAGGAGCAUGCUGCCCCCACUACAACAACUGCAUCUCCGCCAUAGAUUCUGGAGAUGAAGAGUUGAAUACUGUACAGACAAGUAGUGAACAGCCUCCUUCAGUUACAACUUUAUUUACAAUCUUAACAGAAGAGAGCACUCCAUCAGAAGAAACUUUUUCACCUGAGAGCGCGGUAAGUUCCGAAAUUCCCCAAGAUGUAGGAAGCAAAGUUAUUGGUCCCUUUGUUCUCGUAGAAAAGGAUGGAGUAGAAACGUUAGAACCUGUUGAAAAAACUACGACCCAAAACGGUGAAAAUGACCUCAGUAAUGAUGAAACGGAUUUAGACCACGAUACUGCUGUUAAAGAACCAGAAAAUAACAUCUCUCUGAAUUCUGGCAUGGAUCUAAACGUAGAAGAAAGUAAGGAAGAGGCAAAAGAAGAGGUAAUCAUGACCGUUGAGGAUGGAACAAAUCCUGAAGUCGUCGUCUUGACUACAGAAGAAUCUAAAGCUCUAGAAGAUGCCUUAAGUGAAACAACAGCACCCUUUGCAGAACUGCCAAGCAAGUCAGAGGAUAGUACUGAAAACGUGGGCGUGACGUGGACCAUACAUCCCUCAAUGGAAGAUACAGUUGGCCCUGAAGAGAAACGCAAGAGUAAGAAGUUUCCCGAAAGUGAAGAGGUUAGCACAGAUAUUGUAUCCAAAGAAAAUUUUGAACCAAUAACAGACCAAAGCGAGGAACAAACAAGUAGUACAGAAACAUUAGUGAAAGAUUUUGUAACAUCGAGAGGUACAGAAAUAUCGUACUUUGAUGAUGAAUUGUCAACAGAAAAGAUCGAGGCUAGUUCCGAAGUUGAACGAAGUGUAGUGUAUGAAGAAAUAGAAGGUGAAAAGAAAGAACCAAUGGACGUCAACGAUGGAAUAACAGAGAAAUCUAUGGAGGAAGUCACUACUAAUGAAGAAAAGAAACCUAGGGCUGAAGAAAAUGAAGAAACAGUAACACUUGUAGUUCUGGUAAAAGAUGAGGAUGUUCAACAAAACGAAAACUCAGAUGAACCUAAAGAAGGAGAGCAGCCAGUGGAAGAGGUAGACAAAUCAGUGGAAGAGGUAGUGAAAUCAGUGGAAGAGGUAGACAAAUCAGUGGAAGAAGCAGAAAAACCAAUGAAAGAGGCAGAGUUGCCAGUGGAUGAGGUAGAGUUGUCAGUGGAGGAGGUAGACCAAUCAGUGGAGGAGGUAGACCAACCAGUAGCAGUAGCAGAAUAUCCAGUAAUAGAGACACAGAUGUCUGGCGAAGAGGUAGAUCUAUCCAAGGAAGAAGGAGAACAGCCAAUAGAAGGAUUGGAUCAAUCCGAUGAAAAAGUAGAUCAACCAACCGAUGAUGGUUUGAAAAUCAGCAGUGCACCAGAAAAUCGCUACAAGGCAUUGGACGAAGCCAUACUUUCUGCAUUCGUUCCCGAUGAUUCCUCAAGCGUAGAUGAAUCCCUUGUAGAGGAAAUGAGUCCAGCUACUGAAAUAAAUGAAACUGUGGAAAUGGAGGCUACUUCAGAUCAAGCAGAACUGUUGGUAACGUUUGUAAAUGAAUCUGCACAGUUUCCUGGAGCAGAGGUGACAGCCAUGAAUGUGGGAGAGAUGAUUGGUACCGAAAGUGAGCAAAUUAAAAAUAAUACGAAAGUAGGAGAAAAUGAUGGUGAGUAACAUGUCUUUUCGAUAGGACAAGGAAGACAACUGUGAGCAUCAAAAAGUGCUUAGACUUACGAAACAGGAUUUCUCGGGACAUCAACUUGCACCGAAGAGCAUGGUGAACUUGGCAUUCAUAGACGGGGGAAAAAAGGAAAGACUUUUAAAUGGGGAGAAGUUAUCAUUUGGAGGACUGCAUCUUUUAUCUUUUUUUUUUUUUUAAUUCAUAACAUUCCACUCUUAAAUGUUUGGUAUUGAAUUCCUAUAAACAUAGGGUAAAUUAUUUGAAGUAAAACUAAUUAAUUUGUCAUGUUUUUUGUCAUUAUGUUACAUGUAAAUUGUCUUUUUCCUCUUUAAAGUCAUGUCUGUAAAUGUUUUUAACUCAUUCA